AUUGUUAAUGCCUGUCGUAUUAUAAGAGGUAAAACUACUGCUGGUUGUCAGUUUUGCCACAAUGAUAUUGCUCAUCCUACCCAUGUAUUUCGUAAGGGCCUCCACCGUUAUGAACCCCGUGCAUUGCGUUCUAAUUGUUCAAGUUUGGUGGAUGUUGGUACUGGAUAUAGCCUUCCGCCCUGCUCGGAUGGCGUAGCUAGCAAGAAAAUUCAAGAAAAUUUCCUGAAUGUACUUUCUUUUUACCCAAAUGCAUCUUGUGAUUACGCCAUCUAUCCACUUCCAUCUCCUGCUAACAUUUCGUUGGAACUGCCUUUUGUAGGUGGAUGCUGGAGUUUUUUUUUUUUUUUUUUUUUAAUUUGGGAAAUUAUCAAUGAGCUCCUUUCAGGUUUGAUAUAUCAUCACUCACACCUCUGCACUAUAAAAGUUGUACUCUCACCCCCUCCCUAUCCUAUAAUGA
Molecule: messenger RNA, 457 nt
Organism: Cuscuta epithymum
Lineage: Eukaryota; Viridiplantae; Streptophyta; Magnoliopsida; Solanales; Convolvulaceae
Source: the annotation of a GenBank genome assembly